UUUGACCUUACAUCCAUUUAUUCAAGUCUUCAUACACGUUACUCCUACUCCCAACAACAUGACCGCAGACCCCCGUGCCCUUCUUCAGAAAGCCGAUAAAGCGCUUCAAAGUGCCUCCGGUGGCUUCAGCUUCUUCGGUGGCCGUACAGAGAAAUAUGAGAAUGCAGCAGAUCUAUACACACAGGCUGCGAAUGCGUUUCGAAUUCAGAAACUGAACAAAGAAGCCGGUCAAGCAUUUGAAAAAGCCGCGGCCAUUCAGACCCAAAAUCUUAAUGAGCCCGGUGACGCCGCCAAUACCUUGCAAGAGGCAUUCAAGGUCUACCGCAAGUCAGAUCCCGAGGAUGCCGUCCGUGUGCUUUCUACUGCUAUCCAGCACUACGUGCUGAACGGGAACCUGCGUCGGGCGGCUUCUCAGCAGCAGUAUCUGGCAGAAGUUUAUGAGCAAGAAUUAGGGGAUAUAAAGAACGCGCUGGAGGCUUAUGAGAAGGCUGCGGAGUGGUUCGAUGCUGAUAAUGCCGAGGCCCUCGCAAACAAGCAUUACCUUAAAGCUGCCGAUCUGGCCGCGCUGGAAAGUGAUUACUACAAGGCUAUUGAGCACUAUGAGCGCAUUGGCCGCUCGUCCAUCAACAACGGUCUGAUGAAAUGGUCCGUCAAGGAUUACCUUCUCAAGGCCGGGCUUUGCCACCUAGCUACUCAAGACAUGGUCUCCGCCAACCGCGCGCUAGAGAGCUAUCGCGACAUUGAUCCCACAUUCGCCUCUACAAGAGAACACCAGCUUUUAGUAGACCUGAUUCAAACCAUUGAAGCGCACGACCAGGAAGCAUUCGCCGAUAAGCUCUUCCAGUUCGACCAGCUCAGCAAGCUAGACAAGUGGAAGACAACCAUCUUGUUGCGAGUAAAAAACGGAAUCGAAGGGCCCGAGGAAGAUGAUUUUGCUUGAGCUUCAAAUCCUUUUCGAGUUGUCCCUCUCUCUACUCACCGUCCCUUCGAUCGCCAACACAGGGUUUGGAUUUCGUUUGACAUGACAACAUUCAAACGUGAUCGAAAUAACUCCUGUUACUUUUUCUCGCUAGGUAGAAUGGUUGACUUUGCUCUCUUUCGCCGGCUUAUUUACGCUUUGGUGAUUUGGUAGGACUAGGUAGGUAUUAUCAUGAAGUAUGCAGGAGUCCAAUCAUAAUUCAUUACGGUCUGGUUCGCCGUUCAACGA
This is a messenger RNA of Aspergillus nidulans FGSC A4, 1207 nucleotides long. RefSeq names its product alpha-soluble NSF attachment protein SEC17 (gene sec17). The coding region runs from base 59 to 940 and encodes 293 amino acids. The record is from RefSeq and is a predicted model, not a curated record. Gene Ontology annotation, cellular component: membrane. Gene Ontology annotation, biological process: intracellular protein transport. Gene Ontology annotation, molecular function: soluble NSF attachment protein activity. Lineage: Eukaryota; Fungi; Ascomycota; Eurotiomycetes; Eurotiales; Aspergillaceae. The transcript has 5 exons.